This is a messenger RNA of Linum tenue, 1035 nucleotides long. The record is from the annotation of a GenBank genome assembly. NCBI's taxonomy places the organism in Eukaryota, Viridiplantae, Streptophyta, Magnoliopsida, Malpighiales, Linaceae.
AUGGAAGUGGAUCCGAGGCAGUUGGAGAAGUGGGCACUGGAGGCUGACAUCCGAGCACUACUGGGAUUAGAUCGUGACAAUUCUGAGUACGGGGCGCAGGUUGGCGAGGUUGCCAAUCUAUCUAGGUGGUACAGAGGAUUUGGUUUUUUGGGUGUGGGAGCUUUGACUCAUUUGCAGCAGUCUGGUCCGCCAGCUAGAGAGGCUCAGUGUUACCUUAUUUUGCUGCUUGGGUCCACACUGUUCGUAGAUAAGAGUAAGGAUCGCGUUUCUGCUGUUGUCAACUUGUUUGUGAAGAGGCCGGAUAUGCUAGGAGAGUACGCGUGGGGGGCAAGAGCACUUGCUUAUCUGUACAGGCAGCUUGGUAUUGCCUCCCGGGCGGAGUCUAAGGGAGUGGCGGGUUGUCUGACUUUACUACAGUGUUGGAUUUACGACCACUUUCCUACCUUGAGGCCUAGACGGUUGGAGCCACGAGAGUUGGAGCAGGGGCAGGCAGGAGCAUUCAGGUGGCGCGGUAUCUCACCCCACUCGACGAAGAAGAGGGAUGCACAAAUGCUGGCUUAUUAUCGGCAGGCGAUUGAUACUUUGACCCCUCAGUUAGUUUGUUGGACUCCGUAUGGUCAGAGUCCUCAUCUAACGGUGAGACAUACCUUGUAUCAGGGUCUUCUUAGAUUUGCAGAGAUAGUAGAGCCAUAUGAUCCCACUAGGUGCCUCCGACAGUUAGGAUACGUGCAGAGUGUACCGUAUCCCCCGGAGCGUCCGCUUGUUGUGCGUCGACCUGCUUCCACGCUUGGAUACUCUCUUAGCUACCAGUCUGUUUAUGAUUCGUGGUGGAACAACUUGGGGGCGCAUAGUGUGCAUCUGGACCUUUAUUCUACUCCGGUACGACGUAGGCCAUGGGAGUUUGUUGAGGAUUACAUGGGGUGGUACAUUAGGCACUCGCACCCACAGAUAGUGAGUGACAGCCGACCUCGUCGCGACAUCGCGGAUGCUGAUACGGUUAGUACGAUCAUAUUUGAAAUUAUUUGUAUUAAGUAA